AGUCACUAUUCAUUACUGUUAAAACUAUGCUAUAGAAAUUUCUGCGAAAAUGAAACAUUGUAAUUUAGUAAAUAUUUCGUAUAUUAUAGUUGGUUCCUUAGUUUUUGUGUCGGCUGUUGAAUUUAAUAGGACUGCUGAGGGGCACCACCAAGGAUUACUUGCAGAAUGUCCAGGGUCCGAGAAACCUGUUUCUAUCAGCAGAAGAAACCUCGAACGCCUAAGAAUAGCAGUAAUAGGCCCUGGCAUAUGGCCUUUUAACUGGUAUACAGCGUACAACUACUAUCAUGUCAGAAACAUUAUCAAAAAUCCUGAAAUCGACUUCAAGAAUAAGAAGACGUUUAUGUACGUCGGUGGAUAUGGGGAGUAUAUGAUGACGAGCCUUGGAAGAAUAUUAGGGAGCAUGUACAAAGAAAUGGGGUAUAAUGGCCUUGUGCUGGAUACUUUUGAGUUUACUGAGAGAUACUAUCCUGAAGCAACAAGGGUUAUGCGAGGGGUAGGAAAACACACAGGCGAAAUGUUAGCCCAGCUGACAAAACAGGGUCUAAACCCGAAGAACUUGACGCUUCUCGGGCUCAGUCUAGGUGGAGAGACCAUAAGUUUUAUAGCAAAGAGCUACCAGCAGAUCACAGGACAAAACAUCUCCUUCCUUAUAGCUUUAGACCCCGCUGGACCUUGCUACAGAAAACUGGGCUCUAAAUACAGACUUGACCCUUCUGAUGCCGAUUUUGUUCUAAGCAUCACUACAAAUAUGGACGGUUUUGGCAUGAAUAUUCCUGUUGGAACUGCGACGUUCUAUGUCAACGGAGGGGAGUAUCAACCUGGGCAUUUCCCUUUGAUACCAUGCGGAGUUCCUUGCAGCCACUUGUGGUCUUUAAUCCUUUGGUUAUCAGCUUUAUACAAUCCAGGAAUUUUCGUUGGCAUAAAGUGUGAUUCUGUAGAUCAGGCUAGAAAUGGCAUGUGCUAUAACAAUACGCCGAUGAUAACAAACACUAUGGAUAUGGGCAUAGAUAAGACUAAACCGGGCAUUUAUUAUUUGCCCACGACGAGUGGAUUGCCGUAUGGUGUGGGGAUGAAAGGUUUGAAAAAGUGGAUGAAAGAUAAGGCUCGUUUAGAAGAGCUUAGGUCAGCAUUUCGUAAACCUUGAUAAGUAAUUCAUAAAUUGUGGGUCUCAAUCGGCCAGUUAAGUAAACUAAUGUGACGAGUAUAAUCUUAUAACGCGUUGCGAGUGGUGUAUAGCAACGCCUUCAGAGUGCUGGUUGGGCUGCCCAGGUUCUGCAGCGCUUCCGCCAUGUUUGCGGAGGCUCGAACUGACGGUUUUGCAGCAAUUAUACGCAAGAAACCGCCUCAUUACUGCGUAGAACCAGGGACAGCCCAAACAGAAUUUUGGGAUGAUUGCUGCCCCCUGUAUGUUGCCCUAUAAUUUAUAAUUUAAAUUUAGUUAAGUCUAACAUAACUUUCAAGUUUUAACUACUAACAAAAAAUGAGAUCAUUGGUUAUCUUAAUGUAAUAAAUAAAUAUUAAUAAAAAAAAUAAAACAAUAUGGAAGAUGAUUUUUAUGGGAUAAUUAUUUAUUGCGUGAACCGAUAACCAUUUUUCCAGCAGGUUAUUUUAUUGUUAUUCUGUAAAAAUACAGGUACAAUAAACGGUUCUCUUAUUUAUCGCAGAAAAUUGUAUGGCCGAAUAUCACUUCCCAACUCACGUCUCGCCAAAGUUUAUUCCGCCGAAUGUUCAUUUCCCAAAUUAUAUUUUUUUUUAUUUGCCAAGCUCACAUUUGCCAUUUUAACGUUUGGCCUUUUUUUUUAAAGGCCUAUUUUUAAAAACCAAACUUUCAUAUUGUCGAAUGUUUUACUUGGCGUUAUAUACAACUAGUUGUUUAUUGUAUAGGUAUCAAAUGUUUCAUUGAACACCAACAAUAUGUAUGGCGUAUAUUUCGAAAAAUAUGCAAUACUGAGUCUUCUAUGAAGUUCUUAAUUUAUUGAC
This is a messenger RNA of Leguminivora glycinivorella, 1980 nucleotides long. RefSeq names its product phospholipase A1 member A-like. Gene Ontology annotation, molecular function: lipase activity. Bases 50 to 1144 code for a protein of 364 amino acids. The transcript has 3 exons. Lineage: Eukaryota; Metazoa; Arthropoda; Insecta; Lepidoptera; Tortricidae. The record is from RefSeq and is a predicted model, not a curated record.